This is a messenger RNA of Babjeviella inositovora NRRL Y-12698, 4077 nucleotides long. RefSeq lists its product as uncharacterized. The record is from RefSeq and is a predicted model, not a curated record. NCBI's taxonomy places the organism in Eukaryota, Fungi, Ascomycota, Pichiomycetes, Serinales. The coding region runs from base 269 to 4057 and encodes 1262 amino acids. Gene Ontology annotation, cellular component: trans-Golgi network. The transcript has a single exon.
CGUCCAGCCAAAUAGCUACCGGUAUAUAACUAUUUCCUUGACAUAGUGGGAUCUCUCUAGAAACCACCGCUGCUUCCAGAACUUCUGAAUUUCCCCACCUCACCGAAUCUUUCAGUUCGCGCCCUGAUACAUAGUUUCAACCUGACCUUUCCUUGGUCUUUCAUAUUGCAUUUGCUUAACCGUAAGCUAACUAUCGCUGAUUUGACCAGUCGUAUCUCAAGUCUUUUUUGCCGCCAACUCUCUACACACCGCUUCAUUAACCCCUAACAUGCUCGAUCCAUACAGCUACGUGGCACCGUCGCGGGUCAAGACGCUUCUUGUACCGCUCAAUGGCCUCCUGCAUCUGCGGUUCCUCCAGAUAGCGGACCAGCUCGAACAGUUCCGCGAGGUGCGCCUCGUGGACGUGUCGCCCAUCUCCGCCGCUCCCACUACUCCAGCCGCCAAAGUCGCGCCAGUCAAUUUCAACCCACAGGGCUACCCCAACGGCCGCGUAUGUUUCGAUGUCAGCCUCACUAGCGGAGACGAGAACGCUGGCACGGAAAUGCUGGUGUUUCUCCACGAUUUUGAGCCGUGGCGCAAGACGUUUGUGGUGCUUGGGUGUCUUGACCACACGGACAACCUCACAGCCGAGGCCGUGGCUGCCCAUCUCGCGCAGUUGAAGCGCCAACACGGGUUUGCUAUUGUUCACAAGGUCUGUCUCUUCAACUCGCCGCAAACCUCUGGGCUUGGUCCGGAUGUCUUGUACGUUCUGCAAGGUGGCGUCGAAACCGUCAUGUGCGAUGUGACCAAACACUUCCUCGUUGCCCUUACCUCCUACGCCAAGGCGUACCAGAAUAUCACGCUCCGUUCGCCCGGCUCCAUGAGUAACAAGGCCAUCACACGCUCGUUCUCUGGAAGCUCCGCCAUCGCGCUCAAUAAGCGCAGCAGCAUCGUGAGCACGUCGUCGCUCAACCUCACAACCAGUGAGACGAAGCGCGCGGCCGCGCGCGUCAAGGGUCGCCAGCAUAAGGUCCUCGGAAACUUCUACAUGCUCGCAGGGCGCUAUCCUGACGCGCUCAAGGAGUUUGGUGACGCUGCGGCGACCCUCAAGCUCGCACACGACAAUUUAUGGCUUGGCUCGGCCCUUGAGGGUAUAGGGAUCUGUAUUGUGCUCCUCACGUUCUUAGGGGCGCCAUAUGGGGUUCCGUCUAUUCUCAACCUGAUUCUCACCAAGGUGCCCAAGCUCCUGGGGCGGUUUGCAGACGCGAAGGAGGUGACGCCGUCGCCUACCAACUCGCCCAAGAAUUCGCUCUCCCUCACCCGCACGUUCGACUCCAGCGGCUUGUCCACGCCGGAGCUCAUCUACUCGCUCGCCAUCAAGGCAUUGGUCCACUUUGACAUGUCCGCGAACGACCAUGAGGACUACGUGCCACAGCUUGUGUACUGCGAGACGAUUCUCCGUAUCGUAAAGUUCAUGGCGGCUGUGUAUGUUGGUGGAUCGCUCUCGCCGUCGGUGUUGGACCACCUCGUGCGCGGCGGGGCCGUGGCGAAGAAGCCAGAUACCGGGAUGUUUUCCAAGCGGGAUAUCACGGUGUUGGCAAGUUGGGUUUCAUAUGGCCAACUCAAGGACAUGGAGGCGUUGUCGCAGUGCCGGGUGUACUGUGCGCUUGCGAGCGUGUACGGGGACUUGGAGUUGUACCGGAAGCGGGGAUUUGUUCUUCAGUUGUUGUUUGCCAAGUGGGGAGCCUCAGGCGUAAGCCUGGUCAUCCAGACCUCCCACCCAGGAAACCGCCAAGCCCCUCUUGAACUCCUCUCCUCGCUUGCGCUCAUCUACUCCAUUGGUGACAAAACACCUGCGUCGUUUGGCUGGGGAACUCUCCACAAGCCCCUCCUCCACAUGGCCCUCGCCACCUGUGUCUCCCUUUCCCAGCCAUCUGGUGUCAUCUCCUUCGGCUCGCUCCUCCUCUCGCGCUACCUCUACGCCAUGGACACAACCGAGCAGGAGGAGGUUUUCUUCCUGAUCAAGCAGGCGAUCCAUGAGCUCAAGGAGCCGGCUUGUGAGUACUGGGACCCGUUCAUGCUCAGAAACAUCCGCGUCUUGAAGCACGCUACCAACCUAGCCACCACGAAGGCCCCAAACUCCGACAGCCCCUUCUACAACCCGUUUGAGAAGCAGGAAAGUGCGGAGAAGGUGUUGGUCCAGGACGAUAUCGCCGAGCUUCUCAUCACCGUCCAGAACCCCUUCAAGUUUGAGAUCGACUUGACUCUGGUGGAGGUGCUUGCGGAAGACCCCAUGUCGUUGGAAACGGUGCUGAGUUUUGCACAAUUCUCCUAUGCCGUCGCGCCCGAGUCAUUCUCCGACAUUCGACUCUCGGUGAUUCCGCGCGCAGCUGGGACCUUGCGGAUCACCGGGAUCCGUGCCGUGGUGUGUGGGUCGAUGGAGCAGGUUUUUGAAAUCUCCGGCGACGAGAACGUGCUUCGGUUGGCCAAAAUCAAGUCCCACGGUCCGAACAAGAGCCCUGGAGAGCACGACUUGUCGACCCAUUUCGAGCACUUGAAGUUGGCCGAUGCGAGAACGAGCGAUGACGCCAGGGUGGCUUCCGUGACCGUUGUCACGAAGGUGGUUUCGCCACAGCCGACGCUUUCGCUAGAGGAUGUCUCGGUGCAGAACGGCUGGGCCAUGUUGCUCGAGGGUGAGCGGUUCAACUUUGGGGUCCUGUUCCGCAACUCCUCGCAGACGCCUAUCAACCAUCUUACGUUUGCGGCGCGUGACCUGACCAUCGAGCCGCUUACGGAAGCGCUCGGCUCGAAGGAUCUCCCGGCGAACGAAAUCUACGAGAUCGAGUACUAUUUAAUCAAGAAGGAGGGUAUCCGCUUGCGCAACCAGCGUCAGAUCAAGCAGACCAUCGCUGCGGGCGAGGAGUUCGUCUUGGACUUGGAGUUGAUCGGCAAGCGCGGUAUGAAGGAGGCCAGCGUUGUGUUGGAGUACGCGUUCCAGGACGUGGGGGCGUUUCUCACCCGGAGCAUCGCUGUCCCAGUGCUGGUUUCGGUGUAUCCGUCAAUCGAGCUUGCGGGGUGUGACUUGGUCCCAAUCUUUGUGAAUGCGGCGAAUGAUUCUGACCUCUGGCGGUACUUGAGCGACAGGGAGGAGGAGGGUGAACGGGUGAGCGACUAUUGCUUGCUUGUUCUUGACUUUAGGAAUGCGUGGGGGAAGGCUAUUGACAUUGAGCUAGGCAAUAUACCGGCCGCUGAGUUGGUGUCUGGAGGGUUAAACGGUAAGUUGAUUGAAGACAAGUUUGACGAACAGUCUCGCGGAAAGUUGGUUGAGGACAAGCCUAACGGAAUGCGCACUAGUAAAGGAUCAUCAGGACGGCUUAGCGGUGAUGGUUUGCCUGGCGGCAUGUUUCUACUCUCCGACACUAUCCCGCCCAGAUGCACCCGCCGCUACAUUCUUCCUGUCAAACGCAUAAAGUUUUCCGAUGAACACCUCCAGCAGCCCAUCCCGUCUCUCCGCAACAAACAGUUUAUCGUUGACAAAACCUCCAAGGAAGAGGCACGCUUCAUCCGUGAGGCGUUCUGGUACCGCAAACAGAUCCUCUCGCUGCUCCAGGGGACGUGGAAGGAGGCCGAGAGCGACCGUCAUGGCGACAUUGAGCUCCGCGGCAUCCGUCUCUCCCAGAAGAUGGUCAACAUCCUCAAGGUGCAGAAGGCCUUCUUGGAGUUGACAUUGAGUAACGCCAAGCGCACGGGUAUGAACUGGGACGUGGUUUGCGAGGACUUUUUCACGGUCAAGACCAAGAUCACCAACUACAACGACUGUCCCAUUGUCGGGGUGUUGCGCCACGUACCCUGCUCCAUCUCUGAUCCGGCCAAGUCGGUGGACCGCAAGAUUUUGUAUAACGGUGUAUUGCAGCACGCGACACUGUCUAUCGCUCCCGGCCAGACGGUGCUGUUUGAGAUGGGUGUGUGCGUGCUCGACAAAGGUGAGUACGAAUGGGGUGUGAUUUUUGAGGAGUUACGCGGUGAUAGGCUUGUGCAAUACGCCCAGCACGAGCCCAUGUACAUCCGCGCGGUGUAGCAUAAUAGAAUGCAUUGGAA